Messenger RNA from Pseudonaja textilis, 3373 nucleotides. RefSeq names its product NACC family member 2 (gene NACC2). Gene Ontology annotation, biological process: regulation of transcription by RNA polymerase II. Gene Ontology annotation, molecular function: RNA polymerase II cis-regulatory region sequence-specific DNA binding; DNA-binding transcription factor activity, RNA polymerase II-specific; protein binding. The record is from RefSeq and is a predicted model, not a curated record. NCBI's taxonomy places the organism in Eukaryota, Metazoa, Chordata, Lepidosauria, Squamata, Elapidae.
CAAACCAAAGCAGGAGCUUCUCAUCGCGCCCGGGCGAAGGAAGAAGGGAUGCUUUGCUGUUCCUGUACCUCCUGCUUUCGUCCCUGUUAAAGGUCCGUCCGUCCGUCCGUCCGUGGGAAAGCAGGCAGGCAGGCAGAUCUGGGCAAAGCAGAAGUUUGCUGCAAGGGGAUGCACUUUCUGUUGGAUGCUGUCGCCGCACUGAAUGCGUAAGGACGGGGAAAGCCAUGUCCCAGAUGCUGCACAUCGAGAUCCCCAAUUUUGGGAACACCGUCCUGGGCUCCCUGAAUGAGCAGAGGCUUCUGGGCCUCUACUGCGAUGUCUCCAUCGUGGUCAAGGGCCAGGCCUUCAAGGCCCACCGGGCGGUGCUGGCCGCCAGCAGUUUGUACUUCCGGGACUUGUUUAGCGGGAACAGCAAAAGCGCCUUCGAGCUGCCCAGCUCGGUGCCGGCUACUUGCUUCCAGCAGAUCCUCUCCUUUUGCUACACGGGCAAGCUGACCAUGGCGGCCAGCGAGCAGCUGGUGGUGAUGUAUACCGCGGGCUUCCUGCAGAUCCAGCACAUCGUGGAGAAAGGGACCGACCUCAUGUUCAAAGUCAGCUCGCCCCACUGUGACUCUCAGACGGCCAUGAUCGAAGAAGCCGGCUCGGAGCCCCAGAGCCCUUGCAACCCCGUGCAGAUGGCGCCCAUGCCUUACGUCAUGUCCCCCUCGCUGCCCAUCCCGCUCCUCACCCGGGUCAAGCACGAGAACCUGGAGCAGCAGGCGCCGCUGCCGGCCAAGCGGGCCUUGGAGGGGGGCCUGCGAGAGGUGUCGGCGGGGGGCUCCGCGGGCACCACGGCGGUGAAGCUGUCCCGCGUCUCCUACUACGGGGUGCCCAGCCUCGCCCCGCUCAUCUCCAGCAUCCCGCAGGCUCCGUAUGUCCAGGGGGAGCGGACAAGCCCCGGGGCCAGCAGCAUCCCAACCACAGACAGCCCCACGUCCUACCACAACGAAGAGGAUGAGGAAGACGAUGAAGCCUACGACACCAUGACUGAAGAGCAAUAUGGGCAGAUGUACAUCAAGUCUACAGGCAGCUACGCAGGGCCUCCAGAGAAGCCAGAGCAAAUUCCCGUGGAGAGCCGCUCCUGUGUCCUCAUCCGGCGCGAUUUGGUAGCGCUUCCGGCAAGUCUGAUUAGCCAGAUCGGUUACCGCUGCCACCCGAAACUCUACUCGGAAGGCGAUCCUGGAGAAAAACUUGAAUUGGUUGCAGGUUCUGGGGUUUACAUCACCCGAGGACAGCUCAUGAAUUGUCACCUCUGUGCAGGUGUGAAACACAAAGUCCUCCUUCGACGCCUCCUGGCCACGUUCUUCGACAGGAACACGUUGGCCAACAGCUGUGGAACAGGAAUUCGUUCUUCCACCAGUGACCCCAGCCGGAAACCCCUCGAGAGCCGGGUGCUCAAUGCUGUGAAAUUGUAUUGUCAGAAUUUUGCCCCCAGUUUCAAGGAGAGCGAGAUGAAUGUCAUCGCGGCCGACAUGUGCACGAACGCCCGCCGAGUGCGCAAGCGAUGGCUUCCCAAGAUCAAGUCCAUGCUGCCCGAGGGGAUGGAGAUGUACCGCUCCGUCAUGGGCUCCACCACCGCCAACGUCCUCCUGGACCCCGAAUUCCAGCCUUCCAGCGCCCAGAUGUUCGAGCAACGGAUCUAUGCAGAAAGGAGGGGGGAUUCUGGGACGAUUGUGGCCCUCAGAACUAACACAGUGACGGUCGACCAGAGCAACGGGACGGGCCCCUUGUUUGAGCCGAGCGAGGAGGGUGAAGGGGCCAGUUCUGUCAUCCAGGAGUCAGCCGGCCCAGAAGCCCUGGCUUCCGAUACCCAAAGCACCUCACAGCCCUUCGAAGAAGGAUCGGGGUCCCCCAGCCGGCCGGAAACCCCUGCGGGGCGGCCGGAGGCGACUUACGGGGCCCCCUUAUGAACCAGACCGCCGAGGGUGGGCCGUCACUCUCUGGAAGGAUCUGUAAUCCUAAAGCUGCUUGCAUGUUCUUAUUAAUUACAGAAGAAAACAAACAAACAAAACACCCCCAUACGAUCAAACCAUUUACCUACUGAACUGCUACCGUUGCCUGAGAAAAAAUUUGAUUUUUGAGUCUGCUCGUGUUUAGGACCGAUGGAGGCGCCACCCGGCGGGAAGAGGCCCCCUUUUUUCCCCCAGAUUGGUACAGAAAGGAGUAGCAGGGGCUCCUUCUCUCCCACUCUCCCCCCCCUAAAAAAAAAUAAGGAAGGAGGGAGGCUAUAUUCACCCCCACCGCCGUCUGUUCACCAGCCACCUGGGCUCGCGAGAACUUAGUUGUGAUCAUGAUCCUGGUUUGAUUCAAUUCAAGUUUGGUGUAGGUUGCUUGCCUCGGAUCUCCGGGUUGAACCCUUACAUUGUUGAGCAACAUUGGAGGAAACAGCCCCCGCCAACCCCUACUGUAGUAAACGGGGAGCUACGUCCCCCCCACAACUAUGGGCAUAUCUUUCCUUUCCGUCAUUCUUCUCCUCCAACUUUGGUCGUCCGGCUUUCCCCUCCUCCCACACGCGUUUUCUCCUUCCCUGGUUCCUGGAGGGCCUGGAGGAAACCAACCUGGGUCUGGUGGUCUCCUGGCAUGCUCGCCAAGGAAAUCGCCGGCUCCUUUCCGUUUGCGAGGAAAGCAUUCUGGGCCUUCUUGAGUUUUAAGGUAGCUUGAGAUAAUCUAGGUUUUCUAUCUGGUGUGGUCACUUUUAAGCACGGCGGACUUCAACUCCCAGGAUUCCCCCAGCCAGCAUGGAAUUCUGGGAGUCGGAAAUCCCAUCCGGUGGAUCCAAAAGAAAUUUGAAACGAUGCCUCUGGCCGGUCCUGCUUAGUUGCUCAGGGCAAAAAUGGGAGAUUUUGGGAGGCGAGGGUGAUGUAUGGAUGGGAACCAUAGGCUUCUUGGCUCUUUCUCCUGGGAAUGGGGGAGCUGCUUAUAGCGGAAUGCAUGUCGUUUGGCCAACGAGGUCACUGUAGCUCGCAUGGAAUUCUCCCCCACAGUUGUAUUUGAAUCGAGAAAGGAAGAAUUGCUCGCUUUACGUCGGUGAUUAUGUGCCCUAGGCGAAUAGCCGGCUUCGGAUUUCCCCCACCCCACCCCCUCCUGCCCCCAAUCCAUUUGGUCAUUUUUCCAAACUACGACGGAAAGUCCUAAUCCUGUCGUGGGUGACUGAGCUUUGCUUUGAUCAAGGUUUGAGCUUGUGAUGGCAGCCCAGCCUCCCAACGACGGCUGCUUUGCUUGGCAUCUGGCCUCAGGGAGAUGGAAAAGGAGCCUGUCUCCUCUUGAGCAUGUCAAGGGAUUUUCCAUUUAUUUUCCUGGCAGCAAUAAGAAACUAGAAAUUAAUGCAAUUUUU